UGGCAACGUUGUAGGCUGUAGGAUCUCACGUGUGUUCAUUCCAAACGCGGCUUGUUUUGAAUGAACCAUAUAAACUAACCUCUACCAGAAUUUAUCUAUAAUUGCUAUUAAAUAAAAUAAACACGUUGACUUCUUUGACAUCCGUUAUCUCAGUGUACUCGAAAAAUUCACGCGUAGUCUAAUGAAAUUACUUAGGAGUAGACAGUUAAAGAAAAGUGAGUUCUCCUAAAAUAGCAUCAUGGGCGGAAAGUACUCCAAAUUGGACCCCAUGGAUAUUGUGGUUCCUGAUAUUAAAAACCUACUAGACAGAGACUCCUAUUUAAAACCUUACGAAAAAGAAAUCAGACGUCGUUAUGGAUGUCUCAAAGACCAAAUUGAUAUGAUAGAAGAAAAUGGAGGUGGACUGGACAAUUUUACUAAAGCUUACAAAUACUAUGGAAUGAAUGUUCAACCAGAUAACUCCAUAAUCUGCAGAGAAUGGGCCCCUGGCGCCAAACAAAUCUACCUAACCGGAGAUUUCAAUGGUUGGAAUCGUGAAAGUCACCCCUACAAAAAGUUGGAUUAUGGAAAAUGGGAGUUAAUUUUACCCCCAAAACCUGAUGGUUCCUGCAUGGUUCCGCAUUUAUCGGAAGUCAAGGUCGUGAUUGAAAACCACCAUGGUCACAAAUUGGAUAAACUAUCGCCAUAUGCCACAUAUGUGGUAGAACCACCAAAAGACCAAGGAACCAUAUACAAACAAAAAAUGUGGAACCCUCCUCAAUCAGAGAGGUACUUGUUCAAACAUCCAAAAACGCCAAGGCCAAAAAGCCUUCGUAUAUACGAGUGCCACGUGGGUAUUGCAACAUCCGAGUUAAAAGUUGGUGAUUAUGACAACUUCACUGACAAUAUCCUGCCCAGAAUAGUCAAACAAGGCUACAACGCAAUCCAACUGAUGGCAAUCAUGGAGCAUGCGUACUACGCCAGUUUCGGUUAUCAAGUAACCAGCUUCUACGCUGCAUCCAGUCGCUAUGGCAACCCAGAACAGCUUAAACGACUUGUCGAUAGGGCUCACGAAUUGGGUUUGGUGGUCUUAUUGGAUUUGGUGCACUCGCACGCCAGUAAGAAUGUUAUGGACGGUCUCAAUGAGUUCGACGGUACCGAUUCUGGAUUUUUCCAUGCUGGCUCCAGGGGUGUGCACUCUCUAUGGGAUUCUAGGUUGUUCAACUACCAGGAGUACGAGGUUUUGAGGUUUUUGCUCUCCAACAUCCGUUGGUAUUUGGAGGAGUACCAAUUUGAUGGGUUCAGAUUCGACGGGGUUACUUCAAUGCUUUAUCACUCGAGAGGUAUUGGACAAGGUUUCAGCGGGUCUUAUGAUGAUUAUUACAACAUGAAUGUGGACACUGAUGGUGUUGUGUAUUUAAUGUUGGCCAACCACGUUAUUCACACUCUGCACAAAGACGCCAUCACCAUUGCUGAAGAUGUGUCUGGUAUGCCAGGCACAUGCAGACCACUACAAGAGGGCGGAAUAGGCUUUGAUUACCGCCUCGCCAUGGCCAUACCGGACAAGUGGAUCGAGUUGUUGAAGCACAAAUCCGAUGAAAAUUGGGAUAUCGGCAACAUUGUGCAUACUCUAUCGAAUAGGCGUUGGAUGGAGCCCAACGUAGCCUAUGCUGAAUCUCACGAUCAGGCUUUGGUGGGCGAUAAAACAAUCGCUUUCUGGCUCAUGGAUAAGGAAAUGUACACCCACAUGAGCACGAUGUCACCACCAUCCGCCAUCGUGGAUCGUGGUAUCUCCCUACACAAACUAAUCAGAUUCAUUACCCAUGGUCUAGGUGGUGAAGCAUAUCUGAACUUCAUUGGCAACGAAUUUGGCCAUCCCGAAUGGUUAGAUUUUCCCAGAGAAGGCAACCAAAGUUCCUAUCAUUACGCCAGAAGGCAAUGGAAUCUAGUCGAUGAUGACUUACUCAAGUACAAAUAUUUAAACAACUGGGAUGCCGCCAUGAACCAUGCAGAACAAAAAUAUGGCUGGUUACAUUCAGCACCCGGUUAUGUAAGCUGGAAACAUGAGUCUGACAAAGUUAUUGCAUUUGAACGAGGCAACUGCCUAUUUGUUUUCAACUUCCACCCCACACAAAGUUUCCCUGAUUACACCUUGGGCAUUGAAUUUGGAGGCGAGUUUAGAAUUGUUCUGUGCUCAGAUGAUGAACAGUUUGGAGGGCAUAAAAGAGUUGACACCUCAAUUCCAAUAUUCACCAAACCUGAAGAAUAUGCCUGCAGAAGGAAUCGCUUACAGGUUUAUAUACCUUCAAGGACUGCAUUGCUUUUAGCCAAAGUUUAAGAAUGUUAAUUUGCAUUCUUAUUUAUCAAGAUAAAAAGUAGAUAGAUUUUUACUACUGUAAAUAAUAAUCAAAAUAUAUUUUUGUUAAAGUUCGAGAUUAAUGUUUUGUUAAUUUAUAAAAAAUAAAAGUUUAAAAGUAA
This is a messenger RNA of Brassicogethes aeneus, 2457 nucleotides long. The record is from the annotation of a GenBank genome assembly. NCBI's taxonomy places the organism in Eukaryota, Metazoa, Arthropoda, Insecta, Coleoptera, Nitidulidae.